AUGAGAAUAACAAAAGUAGUAUGUCUUGAUUGUGAAAUGGUCGGUAUUGGCGAAAAUGGGAUAGAUAAUAUGCUUGCUCGCGUAUCACUCGUAAAUCAACUUGGUGAAUGCAUAUAUGAUAAAUAUGUUGAACCACGUGAACAGAUUGUUGAUUAUCGAACACAUGUUAGUGGUAUAACUCCUCAGCUUCUUGAGCAAGGUAUUCCAUUUGAAACUGUACAAAAAGAAGUGGCCGACAUUAUCAAUGGUAAAAUUCUUGUCGGACAUGCCAUUCACAAUGACUUAAAAGUUCUUUUUUUAAGCCAUCCAAAACGUAAAAUACGUGAUACUCAACGGUACAAAGAAUUUCGUUCAUUAUUCAACGGAGGAUUGCCAUCUCUGAAAGCAUUGGUGGAAAAAGUACUCGGAAUGAAAAUACAAAUUGGUGAACAUGACUCUGUCGAAGAUGCUCGUGCAACACUUCAGCUAUAUUUACAAAAUCGACGUCAGUGGGAAAGUCUUUUGCGUGAUAGAAAACGUACACCUCAACUGACCCCAGUGGUCGUCGAUAACAAAGAUGGCUGGGGACCUACUGAGGAUACGUUUCAAUACAAAGAUAUGCCCUAUCAACCUUAUUCGAAAAGUGAUACAUUAGGAAAGGUAGCAGAUUGGACGGGAACAGUGUAUGGCGAUAAACGUAAUUACAAUCGAUAUCGAUCACAAUAUGGUUCUGGCACUGGCAUGUAUCAAUAUAUUCAUGAAGAUGAUGAAAAUACAUUUCAACUUGUUGAUUCUAGUCGAUUACCCCGACCAGCAUAUCAGAAAAAAACACGCUUUCAACAAAAUCGUUUUCGUCAACAACAACAACAGAAUCAAAGGUUUCAACCAAUGCAAAAAGCGUUUUCUGGCACACAAAAAAAAUCAAAAACAAUGAAAAAUCUUGAAAUGGAUCAAAUGCGUCAACUAAGAAAAUGGCAAAAACAAUACGGCAAUCGUGCUGAUCCUCGUCAACAUCAACAAGCAAAACAACGUGAACCAUCUGUACGUGUCCGUGAAAAUUGGCAAGUUAUUGAAGAAAUAUCAUUUAAUAGUCUGUCAAAAUUGAGUUUACCUUCUGUUGGUGAACCAGAAGAAAUAAAUGUAUGCGGUUCGCUUGAAUAUUAUGAUAAAACGUAUGAUCGCAUAAGUACAAAGAGUGAAAAAAAAUUAGUGAUGGUUAAUCGUUUAUUUCAUAAAAUAACAACAACAAAAGAUCCAGUGAUCCGGCAAAUUUGUAAAACACGUGGAAAUAUUUUUGCUACAGAUGCUAUUAUAUCAACGUUGAUGUGUUGUACAAGAUCUGUUUAUCCGUGGGAUAUUGUUGUCGAUAAACUUGGCUCAAGAUUGUUUUUUGAUAAACGAGAAGAUUCAACAAUUGAUAUGUUAACAAUGAAUGAAACAGCAAAUGAACCGCCACCAGAAGAUGGUUCAAUGGAUUCAGCUAAAAAUCUUGCAAUGGAAGCUAUAUUUAUUAAUCAUAAUUUCUCUCAACAAGUGUUGAAAAUGAAUGAAGAACGAUAUAAAUUUACAAAUCCGAAUCCAUUUAUUCAACCAGAUGAAGAAAAUGAAGCGGCUUCGGUUGCAUAUCGUUAUCGUGCAUGGGAUUUAGGAAAUAAUUGUGUUAUUGUUAUCAGAUGUGAACAAGACGCUGUUCAAAUUGGUCCCAAUGGAGAAGAACAAUUUAUUAAUGUCAAAGCAUUAAAUGAAUGGAAUCCAAAAAUCGGCAGUGGUCUUGAUUGGCGAACGAAAUUAGAUAUGCAACGUGGUGCCGUAUUAGCUGCAGAAUUACGUAAUAAUGGAUUUAAAUUAGCAAAAUGGACAACAUGUGCAAUAUUAGCUGGUUCAGAUCAAAUUAAAUUUGGGUAUUAUGUAUCACGUCAAAAUUUUAAAGAUGCAUCAAGGCAUUCUAUAUUAGGUAUGCAACAUUUUAAACCGUUAGAAUUUGCCACACAAAUGGCUUUAAAUAUUGAUAAUGGAUGGGGUAUUGUUCGAGUAUUAGUCGAUUUUUUUAUGAAUAAAGACGAUGGACGAUAUUUAAUUACAAAAGAUCCAAUGAAACCAACACUACGUAUUUACAGUGUACCAGAAAAUUCAUUUGACAGUGAAGAAGAAGGUAGUGAGGAUGAGAAUGAGCAAAAGUAG
Molecule: messenger RNA, 2160 nt
Organism: Didymodactylos carnosus
Lineage: Eukaryota; Metazoa; Rotifera; Eurotatoria; Philodinida; Philodinidae
Source: the annotation of a GenBank genome assembly